GAUCAAUUAAUCACAAUUAACUCAAAGUUAAGUAUCAUGGACAUGAAUAUAAUUGAGCAAUUCAAUCUGAGACAAGCUACAUAGAUUCAAUGGGGAUACUUUCUAGACAUAGUCGCCGGCCAUCUUUCCUUCCUCGCUACGUUAUCUUCUUUGCUUUCCUCUUCCUCGCUCUUCUCCUCUUCUUCGAGGUUGACAACUUAAUUUCUCAGACAAAAACCAUCGUGGGUCACAAUUUAGAGCCAACGCCGUGGCAUGUAUUUCCUGCAAAAUCAUUCGAUGAAGAAUCCACUGUUUCAAAGGCUUCCAAGAUCAUAGGAUGUUCUUAUCUUAGCUGCCCGAGUCAUGUCACCAUUCCUCAAAAUAGCAAUUCCGCAUCCAAAUCGAAAACCUCUGAAUCCAAAACUUGCCCAGAAUUUUUCAGGAGCAUACGUUAUGACCUUGAACCAUGGACCAAGUCCAGGAUUUCUAUGAACCAUGUAAUGGAGGCACAGAAGUUUGCGGCUUUUAGAGUUGUUAUAGUUGGUGGCAAAUUAUUUGUAGAUUUUUACUAUGCUUGUGUACAGAGUAGGGCUAUGUUCACGAUCUGGGGAAUAUUGCAGUUACUUAGGAGGUAUCCUGGAAAGGUUCCAGAUGUUGAUUUGAUGUUUGAUUGCAUGGACAAGCCUAUUAUUAAUCGAACUGAACAUUCUUCAAUGCCUUUGCCUUUGUUUCGGUACUGUACCACACCGCACCAUUUUGAUAUACCAUUUCCAGAUUGGUCUUUCUGGGGCUGGUCGGAAAUAAACAUAAGACCAUGGGAAGAAGAAUUUAAAAGCAUCAAAGAGGGUUCAAAAUCUCGAAGUUGGAUAAGGAAGAUCCCGGUAGCAUACUGGAAAGGAAAUCCAGAUGUUGUUUCUCCGAUUCGCACAGAAUUGCUCAAUUGCAAUGACACUCAAAUGUGGAGAGCACAAAUUAUGCGCCAGGAUUGGGCAGAAGAAGCAAAGGUUGGAUUUGAGAAGUCCAAGCUAUCAAAGCAAUGUAAUCAUAGGUACAAGAUUUAUGCAGAAGGAUAUGCAUGGUCAGUGAGCUUGAAGUAUAUUCUAGCAUGUGGUUCUCUUCCCCUGAUAAUCAGCCCACAGUAUCAGGAUUUCUUUAGUCGUGGUCUCAUUCCAAAGAAAAAUUACUGGCCAAUUCCUCCAUUUGAAUUAUGCCCUUCAAUAAAGGCUGCUGUUGAUUGGGGUAAUGCAAAUCCAUCAGAGGCCGAAGCCAUUGGAAAAGCAGGACAAGACUUCAUGGAAAGUUUGAGUAUUGAUCGGAUAUAUGAUUACAUGUAUCACUUGAUUUCAGAGUAUGCAAAGCUGCAGGACUUUGUUCCUGUUCAACCCCCCUCUGCUCUUGAGAUUUGUAUUGAUUCAGUGCUUUGUUUUGCUGAUGACAAGCAAAAACAAUUCCUCAAAAGAUCCAUUGCAUUCCCUUCACCUGGAAGUCCUUGCUCACUUUCGAGAUAGAAAUUCUACAAUCAGUCAACUAAAUCUAUAUUCUUUUUUCACGCACAUAAACAGUCCAAGCUAGAUGUAUGAAACCCAUUGCGUCUAGUCUAGUCGGCCACUGUCUACCUAGAAACGAAUAGGAAAUUGUAGAAGAUGAAAAACACACGUAGUCGGUUUUCCUUCCCUCUCUUUACAGGAAAAUUUCAACUUCACUUUAGAAUAAACCAUUGUAAAAGAAAGAGAUUUUAUAUCAUUACAUAUUCUAUAGCCUUCUCCAAGCAAGUCUCAGACAUUUGAUUUCUGCAUUGAAGAGAGAAGACGCAGGUGUUAUCGGAAUGGUCAGACGGGCUGGAGUACGUAUUGUAAAGAUUAGACGUUAAGCUUAUUGAUCAUUUGUGAGAGAAGGGAAGUGUGAACUGUGAAGCAUAUUCUCUUUCUAAGGGAAAUAUAUUUCCAUUUCAUUCUGUGGUGUUGCUUCUUGUAAAUGUUCAUUCUCAAAAUUUCGUUGGGAUAAUUCCCCCUU
Messenger RNA from Nicotiana tabacum (common tobacco), 1992 nucleotides. RefSeq lists its product as uncharacterized. NCBI's taxonomy places the organism in Eukaryota, Viridiplantae, Streptophyta, Magnoliopsida, Solanales, Solanaceae. The record is from RefSeq and is a predicted model, not a curated record.